AAAAGUUAUGUGUAAUUAAAUGUAAAUUGGUAUUAUAAAAAUUUUAUAAUUUGUAUCAUAAAUAUAUAAAAAUAAUAGAAAUAAAAAUAACAACAUACACGAAUUUGGUGAAAAUUUGAAUUAUCAUUUAUUAUUAUUAUUCACUUAUUAUCAUUUUAAAAAUUAUCUUUCAUUAUAAUUAAUUAACUUCAUUAAUUUAAUAACGGUAAUAAUAACUAUUUUAAUAGUUAACGGAAACUCUUGAAGAAUAAAAGGGCAGGUUGCGCACUUGUCUCGAACGAAAGUGUUCCCAUUCAAAAGUGGUUCGUCGUGCAUGAUACAUGUAUAUACAUUGUCAAGUUAAAUAAUAAUAGCAGAUAAUUAUAAAUUUUGUACCACUGUUUAAAAAAAAAUAAAUAUAUAUAAAUAAUAAUUUUGCUGAUCAUAAUAAUGUGGCUCGUAUCUUUGAUAUAAAUAAAUGUGCAAAUAAAUAAAAUUAGUAUUGUGAGUGGAAAACAAAUUUAGUAAAAGAAAUAUAUUUUUAAUAUUAAAAUAAAUAAAAAUUAUUAUUGUGACUGGAAUACAAAUUUCAUUCCACAAGAACUAUAUUUUUAUUUCGACUAAAAAUGCAAAUUUUAAAUUGUAAAUUCACUAGAUUGUUAAAAAAUACUGUCAAACAAUCAAAUAAUAUUAUAAAAACAUUAGAAACUUUGACAACAGAAGUUGAAGAGCAAGAUUGGUCACGGUGUCGUCCUUAUUCCGAAAUUCCUGGACCUAAACCUAUUCCACUUUUAGGCAACACAUGGAGAUUUAUACCGUUUAUAGGUGAUUUCAAAAUACAGGCAGUGGAUCAAGUAUCAAAAAAAUUAUACAAAGAAUUUGGAGAUAUUGUAAAAAUAGAAGGUCUAUUAGGCAGACCAGAUAUGGUAUUCAUCUAUGAUGCAAAUGAAAUCGAACGUAUUUUCAGACAAGAAGAGAGAAUGCCAUACAGACCUUCCAUGCCUUCGUUAAAUUACUACAAACAUGUGCUUAGAAAAGAAUUCUUCAAAGAAAAUGCCGGCGUGAUUGCUGUACAUGGUGAGAGUUGGUACAAUUUCCGCAGUAAAGUGCAACAAGUAAUGUUACAACCGAGAACUGCAAGAAUGUACAUUACUUCUAUGGAAGAGGCAAGCUUAGCGUUUCUUGAAAGGAUCGAGAAAAUACGUAAUAAGAAUGACGAAGUACCUGAUGAUUUUCUAAAUGAGAUUCAUAAAUGGUCACUGGAAUCUAUUGCGCGUGUAGCAUUGGACGUUCGACUCGGUUGCUUGGACGAUGACGCUAACAUAGAAACUCAACAAUUAAUCGAUGCGGUUAUCACGUUCUUUAAGAACGUAGGAAUAUUAGAAUUAAAAAUCCCAUUCUGGAAAUUAUUUAAUACUCCUACGUGGUUGAAAUACGUGAAUGCUCUCGAUACCAUAUUGAGUAUAACGUCUAAAUAUACAACGAUAGCUCUUUCGAGGACAAAAGAAGCAGAGAAAUCUGACAAAGAACCGUCUCUGCUGGAAAGAGUUUUAGCACUAGAAAACGAUACGAAAUUAGCUACGAUACUUUCUCUUGAUUUGUUCUUAGUUGGUAUCGAUACGACGUCCAGCACAGUUGCAUCAACGCUCUAUCAAUUAGCAUUGCAUCCUGAUGAGCAAGAUCGUGCUUACAAUGAAGUGUGCAGCAUCCUUCCGGACAAAGAUGUGCAACUCGAUGGGAAACAUUUGGAUAAAUUGAAAUAUUUAAAAGCAUGUAUUAAGGAAACGUUAAGGAUGUAUCCGGUAGUUAUCGGCAAUGGACGAUGCAUGACCAAAGAUACAAUGAUCAAAGGGUAUCGCGUACCAAAAGGCGUUCAAGUGGUCUUUCAACAUUACGUCAUAAGUAAUCUUGACAAGUAUUUUCCACAUAGCGACAAGUUCCUUCCAGAGAGAUGGUUUCAAAGUGACGGUGUGCGUCAUAGCUUUGCCUCACUUCCGUUCGGUUACGGAAGAAGAAUGUGUCUUGGUCGACGUUUCGCUGAGCUCGAGAUGCUUGUUGUAAUCAGUAAAGUAAUUAGUUUUGAUAAUUAUUUUAUUUAUUUUUAUCAAUACGUUAUAUUUGCUCAUUCCAUAAUUUCGAUUUAUUUUUCUCAACUUGCGAUAUUUCUCAAUUUCAACGUAUUUAAUCCUUUAUUAACUAAAAAAGUAUAAUAUUAUUAAUUAAUAUAAUAUAAUUAAAAUUAAAAAUAACUUAAUCUUCAUUUGAAAGUGGUAAAGAAAAAAGAGUAGGGUUUCAUUGUUUUAUGACCACCUGGUUAAUGCUUACCUUUAAGUAUAGUUACCGUUAGUUUGUCAAGCUAUUAUUACAGUAAAUGCUCAUGGACAAUGAACAACUUGGCCAGCUGGAUUUAUACGAUGUACCUAUCUUUUAUCUUACAUUUUGUCACGGUACUCUGUAGAAUUACUUGAAGUGUAUGGGAUUUGAACAUAAGCUUCUUUUCUUUUUUCUUUUCUUUUUCUAUUUCAACUUAAAAGAAUUCAAGUUUCAUUAAGAAUUAACAAUAAGAAAAUAUUUUUAUUUGUGAAAAAUUUCAAUUCCAUCUAAAUGUUAAUAAACAUAUUGAUAUAAAAAAAAAUAUAAUGCAAGAAAAAUAUUUACAUGUUAUAUCAUAGAUACUAAAGCUUCUUAUACAUAAAUGACAAAUACUCCACAUAAAAUUUUAAGUUUACAGAUUUUCUUUACAGAUAAUAAAAAUAAAAUUAAUAUUAAGAUAUUAUAUAUAUCUAAGUUAUCUAAUAUAAUAAAUUAAUUAUCUCUCUAUUUUAUGAUUCUUCUCUUUAAUGAUUCUAUGAAGAGAAAAGGAAUAUUAAAAAGUAUCGAAUAUUUCAAUUUAUAUUCUUCGCGGGAUUGCACAAACCAUCGUAAGCUAUGCGCAUGCGUAUCCAUUUAAAAUUCGGUAUAGGUUUAUCUUUUAUUUAUGGCGGAUGGUUAUAAAUAUAAUGAGCUGCAUCAUAAUUUUUCUGGUAAUAAUUUGAACAAAAAAAAAUUUUUGGAUUGAAACAUCGUAACAAAUAUAUUUUUAGAAUUUCCUUGCAUUUUAUGCUCACAUUUGUAUUUCUUUGUUGGCUAUUGAAAUUAGGAUAUAGUUCAAAUAAAUAUGCUAUUUAAAAAAUAGAAAUUAUCUAUAAAAAAUAAAUGAAAUUGUUUUUUUAAAUGUUUAUUUAGAAAAAAAAUAUAGAAUGAUUUUUAAUAGUAUUCAAUAUAUUUUUAACAUCAUAGAAUAAUUUUUAAUAACAUUUCUUUUUUUUUAAAGAAAUAUUAUGACUUCUAUAUUUCAUUUUUAUAUGAUAUUAUAAUUUAAAAUUUAAUUAAUUAUCAAGCACGUAAUAUGGGUAUUUGCUUGUAAUAAUGUUAUUGACAAUUUUUUAUUUCAGAUUUUACAACGUUACAAAAUUGAAUAUCAUCAUGAGAAAUUAGAGUAUUAUAUAAAUCCUAUGUACACGCCUAAAGGAUCCUUAAAUUUAAAAUUUAUUGAUAGGUAAUGUAUCAAUUUAUAUACAAAUAUUAAUAUACAAAAAUUAAUAGUAAUACGUUAAUAAUAAUAAAUAUUAAUAUAAAAGAAA
Apis cerana (Asiatic honeybee) is the source of this 3602-nucleotide messenger RNA. RefSeq names its product putative cytochrome P450 301a1, mitochondrial. Gene Ontology annotation, molecular function: iron ion binding; monooxygenase activity; heme binding. The record is from RefSeq and is a predicted model, not a curated record. NCBI's taxonomy places the organism in Eukaryota, Metazoa, Arthropoda, Insecta, Hymenoptera, Apidae.